Varanus komodoensis (Komodo dragon) is the source of this 1861-nucleotide messenger RNA. RefSeq names its product RWD domain containing 2B (gene RWDD2B). Lineage: Eukaryota; Metazoa; Chordata; Lepidosauria; Squamata; Varanidae. The record is from RefSeq and is a predicted model, not a curated record. The transcript has 5 exons. The coding region runs from base 177 to 1049 and encodes 290 amino acids. Gene Ontology annotation, molecular function: protein binding.
CCACUUGGCCCAUCAGGAACUUCCGGUACGUGGAAUGCCGGAACUCUUCAAACAACUCACGUGAGGGGAAGGCGUUUGAGGAGGCGCGUAGUGCCAACGCAUCCUGUAAACUUACCCUUCUUUCGGCAUGCGUGUAUAUCCGGGUUCAACUUUCAUGAAUCACAGAAAUAUUCAAAAUGAGCAGUUUGGAAGAAGCUGAGCUACAACUUUCUGAAUUAGAUUUGCUUUCUAGUAUGUUUCCCCAUGAAGAUGAAUUUAAGGUGAUUGACCAGUUGGCUUUGGCAGAACUGAGAGAACACGUAGAAAGAUCUACUUCGGAAGUGCCAUCUUCAAAAAUACAGUUUAUUUUGAAUUUAGAAUUAGAAACAUCUAGUGGAAAAAAGGUUCCACUUACUUUGUCUUGUGCUUACCCAUUAAAAUACCCAGCUGUUCUCCCAGAAAUCACUAUCAGAUCUCCAUCGAUAAAUCGAUUGCAGCAGGGUCAGCUGAACACAGAUCUCAUAUCCUACUUGAAGAAACAUUGUGCUGGUGAGGUUUGCAUAUUAAGUGCAAGAGAAUGGAUUAAAGAUCAUGCUGCUGAUUAUGUGACCAAGGAUCUCCCAUCUUCCACUGUUCAGAAAUCAAACACUGAGAAUUUAGAAAACAUUUUCACUAGGCUCUGGAUUUACAGUCAUCACAUUUAUAAUAAGCAAAAAAGAAAGAAUAUAGUUGACUGGUCUAAGGAACUUUCUCUGUCUGGAUUCAGCAUGCCUGGAAAACCAGGGAUCAUUUGUGUAGAAGGCCCACAGAGCAUGUGUGAGGAGUUUUGGUCAAGACUCAGAAGGUUAUCAUGGAAGCGAAUUUUAAUUCGUCACAGAGAAGACAUUUCCACAGAAGGGUCUGUAGCUGAAAUGGAGAAACAAAAGAAGUUUUUGGCUUUUGAAGAAAAAAUAUUUGAUGCCCACGGUGCCAGAGGAAAUCAUAUGGAUUUGGGCCAAUUCUAUCGUUUUUUACUUGACAGUGGAUGUGCAGAUAUGUUUCAACUCUACUUUGGAGUAGAAGGACAGUAGACAAUAAAGCAGGUGUGGAAGGGAUAGAAACACAUGGAAAAAUUAAAUGAAGCUCUGUUAAACUUUGGUGCUUUCCUUAAAAAAAAAUGAUCAUUAGAUUUUAAUAUGUUAUCUAUAUUAAUGUUCCCGUCUAUGUGUUUGUUGUUUUUAGUUUGUUGUAUGAUUAUAUUGUACUAGUAUGGGAUUGUUUUAUAAUGAAAAAUUGUUAAUAUCAGAAUAUACCAGAUUUAUCUUGGAUGCCCAGAUAGCCUUGGUUUUAAAAGGAUAUUUGACAGUGACAAUAGCAUUAAUGACAAUGUUUAAAACUAAUCAAAUUAAUCACUUGAGCUCAUGCAUUUUCAUGGACUAACUCUGAUCUGAAGCGCUUGUAUCCUUUUAUCCAUUGCAGAAUUACAAUCUGCAUCAGGUUAUAUUGUUAACAAAGCUCAUACCUGAAAUGUCUGUUCUUUUAGCCCUUGCAUAGGAAAAUAUUAUAUCUGACUUUCAAAAUAACCCACUCUUAGGAUCUCCUCCCAUUUCAUACCCAUAUAUUUUUUUCACUUCAAGGGUAGCAAGAUUAUACAAGUCACUCACUCAUGCCAAUCAGUGGAUCUGCUCAAUAUACUAUGCAUCAAAAGGCACAAUGCAGGCAUUUAUCAUUUUCUCCUUAACAGAUCUUUUUGUAGUAAGAAAAAUGAUGGAAAUUGCAGUAAAAUACAGUGGAUUGUGAAUUGAAGCCAGCAUCUGGAUAUCCUGAAAAAUUCCAUGAGCAAUGUAAGACAAUCGCACAAUAAAAGCUUCACGUGAAAGCAUCUGUGGUUAGCAGAAAUCAA